GUUGUUGUUGUAGUUUUUAGCAAUAUUUUUCGACAAUGUCUCAUGCUUCUUCUUCAAAAGUUUGCAAAUAUAGUGUUUUUUUGAGUUUUAGAGGUAUAGAUACACGUAGAACCUUUGUGAGUCAUCUCUAUAAUGCUUUAGAACAAAAAGGAAUUGAUGUUUUUAAAGACGAUGAGCGGUUGGAAACGGGAAAAUCAAUUCCUAAUGAACUAAUGAAAGCCAUAGAAGAGUCUAGAUUUGCUAUUGUAAUAUUUUCCGAAAGCUAUGCAUCAUCAAGAUGGUGUUUGGAGGAGCUUGCACAUAUUAUAAAGUGUCGAAAUGAAUUAGAUCAGAUAGUGAUUCCAAUUUUUUAUGAUGUAAGUCCAUCUGAUGUAAACCAUCAAAACUCACCAUUCGCUGAGUCGUUUUCAAAAUACAAAGAUGAUGAGUUGGAGAAGGUUCAAAGAUGGAGAGAAGCUUGUAAGGAAGCUGGGAAAAUAUCAGGAUACCAUUUACAAGAAUGCAAGGAUGAGGCAAAUUGCAUCAAGAAGGUGGUUGAUCACAUAUUACCAAACGUUAUUUCAACCGUUUCGGAAAGCUUAGUGGGUACUCAAAUUGAAAAAGUAAUCUCAUUAUUACAUAUGAAAUCUGAUGAUGUUUACUUCGUUGGAUUAUGGGGAAUGAGUGGUAUUGGUAAGACAGAAAUCGCGAGUGUUAUAUAUGAGAGAUACCGUCAUCAAUUUGAAGCUUAUUGUUUUCUUGGUGAUGUUGGAGAAAUGUACCGGAAAAAGGGACUUAGAUGGCUACAGAAAACUCUUAUCUGCAAACUAUUUGGAAAAAAGAUCAUUGUAACUAGUGAACAUGAUGGAACCAUAAUUAUAAAGAAUGGGCUUCGGUGGAAGAAAGUUUUACUCGUUCUUGACAACGUAGACCAUCUAAGUCAACUAGAACUUAUAGUUGGAGGGACAGAGUGGUUUGGCAGGGGUAGUAGAAUUUUGAUUUCUACGAGAGACAAACACCUGAUAGUCAGUCAUGUGAAGGAGGAUAAAGUAUACGAAGUCUUACUAUUAUCUGAGAACAAAGCUCUUGAACUGUUUUGCAUGCAUGCUUUCAAAAGAAAAUCUCCGGAGAGAGAUUUUAAGGUACUUUCAAAUGAAGUAGUGAAGUAUGCUGAUGGACUCCCUUUAGCUCUUAAAGUUUUGGGUUCUUCUCUUUAUGGACGAAACAAAGAGCAAUGUAGAGAUAUAAUUGAUAGAUUGAAAAAAAUCCCUAAUGAUGACAUUCUAGGAAAACUUAAGAUUGGUCUCGAUGAGUUGAAUAACGAUGAGAGGAGAACAUUCCUUGAUAUAGCAUGCUUGUACAAUCAUGAAUAUAGCUAUUACGUUGAACGAAUACUUAAGAGUUGUGGUAUUCACUUGAUAGGAAUAAGUUACCUCAUCGAAAAAUCUCUCUUAUGCAUCAGAUAUCACUCGUUUGAGAUGCAUAGUUUGAUAAGUCAAACGGGUCAAAAUGUGUCAAGGGAAGAAUACGCAAACAGCAGAGUAUGGCUUAUUGAGGAAGUUCAUGACCUUUUUGCUGGAAAGUUGAAAACAAAAAAGGUUGAAAGCCUACAGAUCCCAAAUGGUUACCGGUUUGAAGAUGAUCAUAUCAAUUAUAACAAGGUAUUCAAGAGAAUGCAAUGCUUACAGGUGUUGAUACUUCAUCGUAGAACUAUUUGCUCGGAAAACACUGUCACUUGUUUGCCUUCUAACCUGCGGUGGAUUGAAUGGCCGAACUAUCCUUCAAGUUCAUUGCCAGAGGGGUUUGAACCAUCACAACUAGUUGGGCUUUGUUUACGUGGAAGUUGUCUUGUUGAACUUUGGCCAAUACCAAAGAAUAGCAUAUGUCUAUUAGGAGUACUACUUGAGCUAACUGGUAAUUCGCAGAAACUGUGCAACUUGAAGUAUUUGAAUCUAAGCGAGAGCCUUGGGUUAACGAAGACCCCUAAUUUUGGUGAUAUGCCAAACUUGGAGACACUAAGUUUACGGAGGUGUGAGAAUUUGGAAGUGGUUCAUCCCUCUCUUGGACAUUGCAAAAUGCUUACUUAUUUGAGUUUGACGGGUUGUGUCAAACUUAAGAAGCUUCCAAAAUUUGUCUGUAUGGAAUCUCUCGAGAUUCUUCUCCUUGAUGAAUGCACGCGCUUAAAAAGAUUUCCAAAAAUCUGUGGAGAUAUGCUGCGCUUAUCAAUACUGUAUGUAGAAUCCCCCUGGAUAAGAAACUUACCCCCAUCUCUCAGCGGCCUUAGUCGUUUGAAACUGAAAGGUUGUGAAGUUCUUGAAAGUAUUCCAGACUCUAUUCUAAAUCUUAAAAGACUUCACAUUUCAGGUUGCAAUAAACUUACAACUUUGCCAAACAGCCUCUUUGAAUCACAACAAUGGAUAUUUCUUUAUAUAUACCGAUGUUCUGGAUUGGUAGAGCUCCCCGUAUCUCUUGGAGUUCAAAAGAAGCUUGGUUUUUUAUCCGUAGAAGAAUGUGAGAACUUAACGAAGCUUCCAAGCUCUAUUCAGAUGGAAUCCCUUACCGAGCUCAAGAUAUCUAAUUGCCCAAAAUUAACUACAUUUCCAGAAAUAAUCGGAGAUAUGCAUUGCUUGAAAAGUUUGACUCUGGAGUCUACUGGGAUUAGAGAACUGCCUUUGUCCAUUGGGAAUCUGAGCGGCCUCGAAUAUCUCAAUCUGAAAAGUUGUGAAGAUCUUGUAAGUCUACCAAACAGUCUCUGUAAGUUGAAGAAUCUUCAACGGCUUAUUCUUUGUGGCUGCAAAAAGCUUCCAGGAAACGUUGGUGAUCUGCAAGAGUUUGAGACACUUGAUACGAGUAUCAACAUUCCUCAUGUUUCGUCUUGCAUCAAGUAUCAUGUUUAA
This is a messenger RNA of Solanum verrucosum, 2876 nucleotides long. Its product is annotated as disease resistance protein Roq1-like. Gene Ontology annotation, biological process: defense response; signal transduction. The record is from RefSeq and is a predicted model, not a curated record. The coding region runs from base 36 to 2876 and encodes 946 amino acids. NCBI's taxonomy places the organism in Eukaryota, Viridiplantae, Streptophyta, Magnoliopsida, Solanales, Solanaceae. Gene Ontology annotation, molecular function: ADP binding. The transcript has 5 exons.